CGUGUUGUUUUUGUUGAGGAACGCCGUCGACAUCUUUACUGCUGGCGUCUGAAGUAAACACUAAAACCGUAUUUUCUGUUUUGAAUAAUAGUUUUUUGGGAGGAGUUUACGAACACUAGGGAGAAGUGGAGGCUUUUUGCUUGGCAAUUCAGUCGAACGUAUUUUUAUUGUCUUCAAAAGAUGGGGAGUCAGUACCAGCGCUCAGUACCACUGGAGGUAAGGAGAGCAGAGGGAGAGCGUGUCCGAGCCAAGCAUCCUGACAAGAUACCGAUCAUCGUAGAGCGGUCCCAGAGGUCUCGAGCUCCUGACCUGGAUAAGAAGAAAUACUUGGUGCCCUCAGAUUUAACAGUGGGCCAGCUGUGCUUCCUGAUCCGUCAGCGCGUUUCUUUGAGACCAGAGGAGGCGCUCUUCUUCUUCGUCAACAACUCCCUGCCCCCCUCCAGCUCGCCUCUCUCUGCCGUCUAUGAGGAGCACCAUGAAGAAGACCUGUUCCUCUACCUGACCUACAGCAACGAGAGCGUCUACGGCGCCUGACAAAAGCACACCGAAUUAGCCAUUAAGGCGACAACAAGAAAGUGGGGGGAAGGGGGGAAGGAGGGAAGAGAGGAGGAGUAAAGUGUUCUGUUUGCUAAAACUUCACGCUAUUACAGCGGUACCUCGGUUUUUGUAAGUACAGUCAUCCCUCAUUUACCGCGGUAAAUGAAUUUCUGCAAAGUAGGAAUCAUUAAUUAUAAAUCAAAUAUUUCAUAGCUAGAGCAUAAAAAACGUGUUUACUACCGUCUAAAUACCUUUUUCAACAUAAUGACAGCCCUCUAGAUAUGAAAUACCAACCUUUAGUCACCUUUACACUCUUAAUCCUAUAUAGUAAUGCUGCCUGAGGCUGAGCCAAUCAGUGGCCACGAUACUAAACAGAGUGAGUGCGCUGAUUGGUUUGGUCUCAUCUAGAGGCCAAUACGGCUGUCGUAUUGAUAUUUUUUGUUGAUUUAGCCAUUUUUAUGCUUCAAAUGUAUUAAUUUGGGGCAAACAUUUUUAGACAAGACGGGAAGGGCUAGACGAAGUAGCUGGGGAGGGGGAAGUCUGGGCUUCCCUGCUUAGGCUGCUGCCCCCGCGACCCGACUUUGGAUAAACAGAAUGAGAUGGAUGGAUGGAUUCUUAGCCAAAAUAAACAUUUGUAGAAUAUGCUUAAAAUAUACAAUAUCCCCCAAAAAUCUGCAAUGUGGUGAAGCCGCAAUAUUUGAAGCGCGAUGUGGUGAGAGACGACUAAUCCAGCCCAAAAUCCAUCCAUCCAUCCAUUUUCUUCCGCUUAUUCGAGGUUGGGUGGCGGGGGCAGCAGCCUAAGCAGAAAAGCCCAGACUUCCCUUUCCCCAGCUACUUCGUCCAGCUCCUCCCGGGGGAUCCCGAGGUGUUCCCAGGACAGCCGGGAAACAGUCUUCCCAACUUGGCCUGGGUCUUCCUCGUGGCCUCCUACCGGUUGGACGACAGAGCUUCUCACCCUAUCUCUAAGGGAGAGCUCCGCCACCUGGUGAGGAAACUUAUUUCAUCCGCCUGUACCCGAGAUCUUGUCCUUUCGGUCAUAACCCAAAGCUCUUGACCACAGGUGAGGAUAGGAAUGUUGAUCGACCGGUAAAUUGAGAGCUUUGCCUUCCGGUUCAGCUCCUUCUUUACCACCACGGAUCGAUACAGUGUCUGCAUUAAUGCAGACACCGCACCAAUCCACCGGUCAAUAUCACAAUCCACUCUUCCCUCACUCGUGAACAAGACUCCGAGGUACUUGAAGUCCUCCACUUGGGGCAAGAUCUCUUCCCCAACCCAGAUAUAGCACUACAUUAAAUAUUUCUUAAUUCUUUUUCACGUUUAAUGUUUUUUACAAUUUUAAUUUUGACAGUACCACAUAAGAUAUAUUUUAAUUUUCCGCGCGAGAACCAUGCACUUGUACUUGGAAUUGCUGAUUCCCAUCCCAGUCGCUUCACACUCAGCUGCGAACCGAUCCAGUGAGAUCUGAAAAUCUUGGCCAGAUGAAGCUAUCAGGACCACGUCAUCUGCAAAAAGCAGAGACCUAAUCCUGCAGCCACCAAACCGGAUCCCCUCAACGCCCUUACUGCGUCUAGAAAUUAUGUCCAUAAAAGUUAUGAACAGAAUCGGUGACAAAAGGUAGCCCUGGCGGAGUCCAACCCUCACUGAAAAUGCGGACCAAGCUCUGACGACACGGUUACAAAGCACAUGUAGACUGGUUGGGCAAACUCCCAUGCACCCUCAAGGACCCUGCCGAGACUAUAGAGCUGGUGUACAGUCCAAAAUGUCAGGUGAAAACCCACCCAAAUUUUCCUAUAAGAAAUCACAUAAAUCAGAUCAAUCUGUUCCAGACAGUCAAACAUAUAAACACAAAACACUUUAUGUAGUUUUACAUGCAAAAAAACUAAGUGUAAUCCCUAUAAAUUAACAUUUAACAUGACAAUUUAACAUUCCUCUUGCCUUUGUCGAUUAAAAAAGUUAAAAGUUAAAGUCCCGACGAUAGUCACACACACACACUAGGUGUGGUGAAAUUACCCUCUGCAUUUGACCCAUCCCCUUUUUCCACCCCCUGGGAGGUGAGGGGAGCAGUGAGCAGCAGCGGUGGCCGCGCUUGGGAAUCAUUUGGUGAUUUAACCCCCAAUUUAAACUUUUGAUGCUGAGUGGGAGGCAAUGGGUCCCAUUUUUAUAAUCUUUGGUAUGACUCGGCCGGUGUUUGAACUCACGACCUUCCAGUCUUAGGGUGGACACUCUAACCACAAGGCAACUGAGCAGGUCUAUUAUGCGUGUUAGACAAGGAGGAUGGGAGGAGAAAGUCACCUUUGUACUUUGCUAUGAGAUCUUUCAAGCAUUCAAUAGUGUUUCGGUCAGGUUCAAACACUGAUGACAUCUAUUAAACAGACAAAGAAGCAAGGAAUUAAACAGAGACAGAAUUCAAUUUGGCUCAUUUGAGGAGAAAUGUCUGGGCUGUACUCUUGUACAGUCUUAUACCACCCUCUGACGAAAGAUUCCUCGUCUUUUAUUUGGACUUUCCCUGAUUACAUGGCAACAGCUGUUUCUAAAGGAAGGGGGUCGUAAACAGCCGCUGCCUUUGGACACAAAACAGUUCAAAGAAAAGGUGCCUGGAGGGGGGUCAGGCCCUGCUUCCUCUCCGCUUUGUAGAUCUCAGGUCAAGACAAAAUCUUCCUGUGGAUUACAAUACAUCAAAGAAACCGACACCUUUAUGUCGCUUCCCAUCCUACACAGUGGAGUUUUACAAGCCUUCUGCCAGGUAAGAUCAAAGACAGCUUUUGUCUGCUUGCCAGGAACUCAUUGAAACACAAAGUUUUGUGAUAACUUAGGUACAAUUAUUCUGACAGUUUCUCACCUUCUUUAUCAAAGUGUUGACACUCUGAACUUUCUUUGGCCCCGCGACGGCUCAUUCUGCAGCCGUACAUAACACUACAGGAAAACUGGGGCAAAAUUUAGUGUGUUCCUGGAAGAGCGGGGACGUACAAAAACCGAGGUACCACGAUGUUUUUAUUUUACUAUAUCAGUGUAUUGGAGGAAUGCUGAAAAGUGCGGUUUUUAUUAUCAUUAAAUGCUUAGCCUUCUUUUUCUUGGAAAUCGAAAAAAAAAAAAAAAAAGGAACAGUGAUGGAAAAAGGAAGUCGUCUUAUGAUCUUUGAUAGAGUUCCCCUCAUCUCAGUAUUUAAUUGUGUUUUUGUACAUUUUUGUGGCAAAUAAAAGAUGCAAAAAAAGGGGAAAAAAA
Molecule: messenger RNA, 3759 nt
Organism: Entelurus aequoreus (snake pipefish)
Lineage: Eukaryota; Metazoa; Chordata; Actinopteri; Syngnathiformes; Syngnathidae
Exons: 5
Coding region: 181-534 (117 amino acids)
Biological process (GO): macroautophagy; cellular response to nitrogen starvation; autophagy of mitochondrion
Cellular component (GO): cytosol; autophagosome membrane; autophagosome
Molecular function (GO): GABA receptor binding; ubiquitin protein ligase binding
Source: RefSeq, a predicted model, not a curated record